Molecule: messenger RNA, 1686 nt
Organism: Paramecium pentaurelia
Lineage: Eukaryota; Ciliophora; Oligohymenophorea; Peniculida; Parameciidae
Source: the annotation of a GenBank genome assembly
AUGAUCAAAUAAGAACAAGAUAAGAACAUUUGGGAAUGGGUUCCAUGUAAUUAUGAUGUAAAGCGAAUUGUAAAGGAUACUCAAACAUCUUGGAAUUUGAGUCCAUAAAUUUCACUUAAGAUUCCUGCAGAGAAUGGGACCAUAGAUCCACUCAUUAAUAUCAAAAUAGAUCAGAGCAGACCAUUUAUAUAUACAGACAAUUUAGGUUGGAAUUGGCAUAAGAGUUGGAAUCUUCCAGAUAUAGGUUUGGAAAUGGAAGUAUAUUUUUUAUAUGUUAUAACAUAUAAUAGAUUACAGACCCCUUAACAAAUGAGCGUCUUGCACCUCCAAACAAUAUUUAUGUAUCUAUCAAAAUUAUAGCAAGUGUAAACUCUAAAUUGUUAAACCAAUAAUAACUCCAAUGAAAACACAUCAUCUCUUGGAAGUAGGAGCCAAAGGAAAUCUUAAAGUGGAUAUGGAGAAUGGGAAAUGUAUCUUCUCCGGACUUAAGUUUAAUACUACUUCUUAUAAUCAUGAUGUAAUAAAGUAUAAAAAUAGGAUCAGCAUUAACGAUUUCAUAUAGUGAUUACAUUGUAUUUAUGUUAGAAUAAGUUUGAAUUUCCUUAGAUCUUAGAUUCUCGUAUAUCCCCUCCAAUUUUUGUAGAUUCACGUAAAUCUGCUAGAGAUAUUUUUAAACAGAAGGUAAAAUUGACCAAAUUAUUAAAAAGAUCUAAAAAUUACAAUCAUAUUUCGAUCCAUUUUUGCCAAAUAAUUUGGAGAAAUAAUUUUUAAUAAUCAAACCUUAAAAUUCUGAAGUAAUUAAAAAUUCUAUUGAUGGACUCAUAAAUUAUUUCACUGCUCCUAAUAUUCGGCAUAAAGUUAAGCAUCCCAUUUUCUUGCUUCUCAAAUUCAGUGCUUGUAUCUCGUUGUAUGUAAAUUCUGCCAAAAUCAAAUUUACAGAAGUAUAUUACUAUAUCAUUAUAUAAAAUAGCCAGAAAAUUUAAUCUAAACAUUAUAACAUGUUCUUUCUACUAGCAAUGCAUUAUAAGGAAUUCAAAAGAUAGAAUAAAAAUUAAUCAUUUUAUAUAUUGAUUGUAAAAAUAAUGAAACCAAAUCUCAAUAAAAUAUGAAGAAAAUUUAAGAAUUUCUUGAUCCUCUUAAUAAUGAUUGUGUUUAAGUCAUAAUGGAUAUUAAUGAUAUACCUAAAGGAUUUACAUAAAUUUAAAAUUUAGUAAUUAUUAUUAAUAUAUAUAUAUAGGAUGAUAUUUAAGAAGCUUAUCAUAGAAUUUACAAUUCUUUAUUGAAAUAUAAAAGGGAAGAUGAUUAAAUUGAUUAAGAAUAAUUAGAGGAAGAAUAUAAUGCAAAAAUACCAGAAAAAAAGAAGAAAAAGGAACUUAAAGAAUCUGAAUAAUUGGUUAAUCCUGAGAGAAUAAGAAAAAUUAUUCAUAUUUCAGGUAGUCUUCCUAAUCAAAGUUCAAAUUCGAUGCCUGAACAAGAAAGUGUAUGCAUUUGUAUGUAAUCACUUAGAAUCAAAUUAAAAUGGAAUAAUAAUUCUCUAUUUCCAAUAAUGUUUAAUUGAGACUACCAACCUAAGAAUAAUCAUAGUAGUAUUUGCAAUCAUAACAACUGCAAUAACAAUAAAUUUAAUAGAAUUUAGCCUUUAAUCCUAUGUCGUUAUGGUUAUAUCUAUAAAAACUUCCUUCAUGA